Messenger RNA from Hippopotamus amphibius kiboko, 1131 nucleotides. RefSeq names its product ceramide kinase like (gene CERKL). Gene Ontology annotation, molecular function: kinase activity. The coding region runs from base 1 to 1131 and encodes 376 amino acids. Lineage: Eukaryota; Metazoa; Chordata; Mammalia; Artiodactyla; Hippopotamidae. The record is from RefSeq and is a predicted model, not a curated record. The transcript is spliced from 10 exons.
AUGCCCCGGGGGAGGCGCGGCGGCCGGGUGAGCGCCCUGGAGGGCGGCCGGGGGGAAGAGGCGCCCCCGGCGGCGGACGCCGUGCCCUCGGUGCUGUGGGCUUCAGGGCAGCAGCCAGAGGCGGCGGCCGAGCUGAUUCUGCUCCGGGGCAUCUUUGAGAUCGGCAGGGACAGCUGCGACGUGGUUCUGAGCGAGCGGGCCCUGAGGUGGCAGCCCGUCCAGCCCGAGCGCCCUACAGGUUUUUCAAACAGACCGAAGUCAUUAAAAAUACUCCUUAACCCCCAAAGCCACAAAAAAGAAGCUACUCAGGUCUAUUAUGGGAAGGUUGAACCACUGUUGAAGCUUGCGGGAAUAAAGACUGAUGUAACAAUAACAGAAUGUGAAGGGCAUGCCUUGUCACUGCUAAAAGAAUGUGAACUACAGGGAUUUGAUGGUGUGGUCUGUAUUGGUGGAGAUGGAUCUGCCAGUGAAGUAGCCCAUGCUUUGCUUCUUAGAGCCCAGAAGAAUGCCGGGAUGGAAACAGACAACAUCUUGACUCCCGUCCGAGCCCAGCUUCCACUUGGUGUGAUACCAGCAGGAUCUACUAAUGUAUUGGCACAUUCUCUUCAUGGAAUUUCUCACGUGGUAACUGCAACUUUGCACAUUAUAAUGGGGCACGUACAACCUGUCGAUGUCUGCACCUUCAGCACCACUGGCAAGUUUCUUCGCUUUGGGUUUUCAGCCAUGUUUGGCUUUGGUGGCAGAGCUUUGGCUCUGGCAGAAAAACAUCGAUGGAUGUCCCCUAGCCAACGGAUGGAUUUUGCUCUCAUUAAGGCACUGGCAAAACUUAAGCCAGAGGACUGUGAAAUAUCAUUUUUACCAUUUAACAGCUCUCAGAAUUUAGAAGAAAGGAGGGCACAGGGAUCUCCCAAAUCUGACUGUAAUGAUCAGUGGCAAAUGAUCCAGGGUCAGUUCUUGAAUGUCAGCAUUAUGGCAAUUCCAUGCCUGUGUUCAGUGGCACCUAGAGGCUUGGCACCUAAUACCAGAUUAAAUAAUGGAAGCAUGGCUCUUAUAAUUGCACGAAACACUUCUCGACCGGAAUUUAUAAAACACCUGAAAAGAUAUGCGAGUGUUAAAAACCAGGUACAGUAA